CAGGGAGGGUGAGAGAGAGAGAGAGAGAGAGAGGGAGGCUGGACAGACGCUGAAAAAUACUCACAGAAGAGGACCAAGAGACGGAAGAGGAGAGAAUUACGGGAUAUAUCGUCCCAGUGUUUCUCUCAGUCUAUCCCUCUACCACCUCCUUUAAUCUCAGGGAACCUACCCUUGGCCUGGGUGCUCUGGACGUUGCUGUGAUUGGCCGGCUGAGGCAGAGAGUGCAAUGCCGAUUGGACAAUGUCGGGAGAUUGGGAGGAACACCUGUGUAAAAAGGCCCUCAUUCUGGUGGAGGAGCUCUGCUUCCACUCGUCGAGGGGCUACAGCCAGAACAAGCGCUGUCAGGAAUUCGAUUACCUGCGGAACGGCCACAACAGGCCGACAGACUCUGACAUCUCUGUGAGCCUGCUCUCCGUCAUUGUGACAUUCUGUGGCAUCGUGCUCCUCUCUGUGUCCCUCUUUGUCUCGUGGAAGUUAUGCUGGCUUCCCUGGAGGGAUAAGGAGGGGGGCGGGCUGAGUCUGACUGCGGGGCUCCUUCCUGGGGGCGGUGGAGUGAGUGGCGGGGGAGGCUCUUCCCUCCUUCCAACUCUGUUGCAAAGGAAGGAGACGCACUCCUCCUCCUCGCUGUACCCCUCCCUCUCGCAAUCGGCCCAGCACCACCCACAUUUCUCUGACAUGCUGGUGGUGGAGAGGGGCGAAGGAGGAGUGGGCGGGGUGAUUGGGGGUCCAGAGAGAGCCCCCAUCGGCGUGGUGGGGGGUCCCCAAGAGAUGCAGGAACAUUCGUACCUGGACAUGGACUGCUAUCCAAACGCCGCUGCAGGCGGCUUGAAGCUGAGCCAGACCUCUCCAGAGCUGCCCCCGUCGUCUGAGGUGGGACCCCCCUCCCAGUUUGCCAGGGAGCUGCCCAACGCUCAUUCCCAGCAGCAGGUCACAGCACGCCCACGGCCCAUGACGCACCAGCUGUCCAGCCCUGAUUUCCAUGGCGAUGAGAAGAGCGAGCAGUUGACCAGCAUCGGUCAGAUCAAGCCGGAACUGUAUAAGCCGCGGCAAGGGGAGCAGGGGGAUACUAAACAGGGCAACACCUGUGGGAAGAUCAGCUUCCUUCUGCGAUACGCCUUCAACACGGAGCAGCUGAUUGUUAAGAUCCUAAAAGCUCUUGACUUGCCAGCGAAAGACGCCAAUGGCUUCUCUGACCCAUAUGUCAAGAUCUAUCUCCUGCCAGAUAGGAAGAAGAAAUUUCAGACUAAGGUCCACAGGAAGACCUUAAACCCGAUCUUUAACGAAACCUUUCAGUUUGGGGUGCCACUCGCUGAACUUCACAACAGGAAGCUCCACUUCUCCAUCUACGACUUCGACCGCUUUUCCAGGCACGACCUCAUCGGUCAGGUGGUCGUGGACAACCUGCUGGACUUCAGCGAGGGCAGCGGGGAGAAGCCUGUGUGGAGGGACAUUGUGGAGGGGACGGCGGAGAGGGCAGACCUGGGGGAGCUGAACUUCUCCCUGUGUUACCUGCCCACAGCGGGUAGACUCACUGCCACUGUCAUCAAGGCAACCAACCUGAAGGCCAUGGACCUCACAGGCUUUUCAGACCCUUAUGUGAAAGCCUCUCUGAUCUGUGAUGGCCGUAGGCUGAAGAAGAGGAAGACAUCCACCAAGAAGAACACGCUGAAUCCCAUCUACAACGAGGCACUGGUCUUUGACAUUCCCAAUGAGAACAUCGACAACGUCUCUCUGAUCAUUGCAGUAAUGGACUAUGACUGCAUCGGUCACAAUGAGGUUAUCGGCAUGUGUCGGGUCGGGAGUGACGCCGAGGGACCUGGCAGGGACCACUGGGCGGCCAUGUUGGCCAACCCCAGGAAGCCCAUUGAGCACUGGCACCAACUGGUGGAGGAGAAGUCGAUGAGCACCUUCGUGCCGAAGACUGGUGGGAGUUCAUCCAAGCCGCACAUCGUUGUGGACAGCCCUCAUUCCGAGUAGAGCUGUGUCCUCGGUGCCAUUAUCCUUCCAGUUCCAGACCUUUCUCUUCAUCUGUAAUCUUUUUGCAACAUUUUCUGAAGGAAACUGAGAGAAGACAAGCUUAUAUAGCAGUUCUACAACUAACAAUAGUAACUCUGAUCAAUUGUCUAGAAAUAGCUUAAAGGAGCAGUGUACGUAAUUGCGCAUCACUCAUUGUAACUUGAAAAAGUGACGAAAUGUUGUGAAAAUGUUGUGCAGACACCAAAAGUAAGCUGUACUUUAAUCCUGACACACCAUAGAGAACACAGCGCAAAGCAGAUGGACACGCAUCUAAACACACCUGUGUGAUGGGAUUGAAAAUAAACCUAUGUGUUAUGGACAGUAUAUAUAAACGACUGCAUAUCAGCACUUCGGAUAUGCACUUUCUCAAAAAAUAAAAUCAAAUAUUGAAAUCUGAAAGUUAUUUUCAGAAACAUUUAAUAACUCCAAAACCCAAACAGUUUCAAAGACUUAGAAGACUGACAUUAACAGAUAUUGCAAAAUGUAUGCAUUUCAUAUUUAUUAGUUGUAAGAGUCUUCCCUGAUUUGUAAGAAGCAUUCUGAAUUUUUUUUUUAGAAAGUGGGAUCAAAAUUAAAAAUAUUUAUUUCAAAGUGCUCAUUGGCUAUAUUCCUUCAUGAAUGUUCGUCUCUAGAGAAUGUUGAGGGCAUUUUCUUUGAUUAAGAAUGUCUAGAGUUUUCUUCCAUUACUUCCGUAUAGCCAUAAUGUGAACUUUGUCACCCUGAAGCAUGUUACCAGUUUACAGCUGACAAAUGGGAGUGUUUCUGUGGGUUUGGUGCAAGGACGAAUCUGACCUCAUCGCCUGAGAGGGACACGCUUGUAUUUCUGUGCAUUUACUGUACCUGGGGGAAAAAAAUGUCCUUCUAAGAAGGGUUUCGAUCAUGUAAUUUAUUUUGGUACCAUUCCUUGUUAUCGCCUGACUGAUUUUCCUUCGGGGGAGCGAGUCUAUACUCCCCACACAAUGAACAGCACUGAUGUUUUGUGCAAUCUUGUUUUUUUUUUUAUAAUUUUUUUACUGUUAGCUUGAGUUUGCGUGGGUGCCCCCAGUUUGCUGAGUGUGUUUCCUCAUGCUAUUUCCGCAUGCAGUUCCAACUUCAUGCGCAACACUAGUGUCCUUCGUGACAGCCCCUGCCCAUCAUUGACAAAUUCCUGCAAGGGAACUGUCAUGUUCCUUCCCUGUGUCUCAGAGAAGAGGAAUUUGUGUGUAACACGUUUACUUCGGGUGUCCUGUUACCCCUCAAACUGCCCCCACCCCUUUUUACAUUUGUAUUUUGUGUUAAAAUUACUUAAGAUACAUGUAUGACAGCAGUUAUACAUACAUCCAGAUUGUCUUUGACGCACAUUAAUUGAUAAACUUUUAAUGAUUAUUAAUGUCUUCUAAGGCAACUGGUGUACUAUCACCCCCCAUCCCCCCAAAAAGUGAAAUGCCUGUGAAUAAAUAAUAGCUAAGGAUAGACGCUACAUGGCAGAGGUUAUGACAUUAAGAGGGAUUAUGUCGACAUAGCGCUGAUUUUGUAAUUAUUAUCAUCAUCUUCAUUAAGUUCUCUUUUAUUUUUUCAAAUUGCUAUGGGAAUUUGUUUUGUUCUUUUUUUUGAAUUUUAUUUUAACUAAGGCAGCUACCAUUCAUGCAUACUAAGUGUUAUGAUAAUGAUGCAUUUUUACAAGUUAUCGCUACUAUUCCAGCCUCAAUUGACAGUCUAACAAAUCUAUAAAACUAUCCUUAAAUCUGUUUGAUACUAUAUUGCCAUCAUCUUCUUGACCUUAGAGCUGCUGUUGCUAUAGUUACUUUAUAUUGGUAAUUUGACAACUUUCAGACAUGGUUGAAUAAGGGUAAUGGUAGUAUGAGUUAACUUGACAGGACACACUGACCAGCCAUACGGAGUUGGUCUGAGCCUUCAAGUAAUGGAAUAAGCUUGCAGUCGAAUCUCAUGUAUUGAUAAAAUAAUGUGAGAAAUUGCUCAGGUAAAGAUUCACAAAAGCAUUUAGCUUAUGCACUAUGUCCCACGAUUCGCCUUCUCGUAAUUCCACGUGUCCUAUCAUUUUUCACCCAAUAUCAAAUGAAUUAGUUUAAUAAUAGUGAUUUCAGAGCUGGGCUUCAUCUUUGAGGUUGGACGUGUAUAUAUUUUUAUAUAAAAUCGCAGGACUUUUGUACAUCCCAUUUUCUCCAUGCUGUCUCCCCGACACUUGAACGACCUGCAGUCGUAUGUCUGUUCUCGUUGAUAUUUCGUGACCUUAGACUUCUUGUGUAGCUCUGUGUGUGCUCCUCUCUGUCUUCAGGCCUCUCUCUACCUCAUGUGCCUCUGCGUUUUUGCCGUGUUCUUACCCCCGGUGUUUUUUCUUGUUGCGUGAUCAAUCUCACCCGCCUCGUCAAUCCCCCUCCUUCCAUGUGAUAUGGACACUGAUUUCUUGUGUUUCCCAGUUCUGUGUCAGUGCUGUUCAGAAUGACUUAAAAUGUGAAAAAAAUUGUUUGCAUGCUAUACUAGCAUGAAUGAUGUCAACUUGAUUUAGUUUAAAUAACUGAUGCAAAACGUAGACAACAAACAUAAUACUAAUAUUACUAACAAUGGUAAUGGAACACUAAUUGUGAUUAUGAGAAAUCAUGAAGAUAACAUUGUUAAUACUGUACUGUCUAUCUGAAAAUGACAUUUCUGUUUUUUUAAUGUUGCGCUUUUAAUUUUGUUGGAUGAUGUGAAAAAGAAUUUUAAGUAAUAAAGAAAAGAUUCUUUAUAUAGAGAAUAAUUAUUUCAGGCAGAACAAUAGGAAUGACUCUGAUGUUCGUGAAAAUGAGACUGUGAUAGUUGAAAUAAAACAAAUGGGAUUGCUCUUAA
Paramormyrops kingsleyae is the source of this 4842-nucleotide messenger RNA. RefSeq names its product synaptotagmin-C-like. Gene Ontology annotation, cellular component: exocytic vesicle; plasma membrane. The record is from RefSeq and is a predicted model, not a curated record. NCBI's taxonomy places the organism in Eukaryota, Metazoa, Chordata, Actinopteri, Osteoglossiformes, Mormyridae. Gene Ontology annotation, biological process: calcium-ion regulated exocytosis. Gene Ontology annotation, molecular function: calcium ion binding; calcium-dependent phospholipid binding; phosphatidylserine binding.